CAGCAGUAGCAGCAGAGCAGCCAGGAGGAGCAACUCUGACUGGUAGCAAUGGGAAACCCGUGGAUCACCAUAAUCCUCACUUUAUAUGGACUUCAUAGAGGAGCUUUUUUAGAACCAGGGGUGGCCAGUGGGCAGACGUCUGUGGAGGCUUGCUGUAGGAAUGGGAGAGCCUUUGGUCUGAGCAAUCAACACUGCGCUUCCCUUCCUCAUAUAUCCCAUCCCUACCCCUGCAGGGUGAUUCAGGAGCAGUGCUGUGAUGCUGCAGUGACAGACAGUCUCUGUGUGAAGGGAAUAGAGAGCGCCAGAAGACGAGGAGUGUGUGAGCGCUCAUCCUUUCAGGGAGAUUCCUGCAAAGUCAAGACAUCACAGAUGUGCUGUGAGUGCUGUACGUUAGGGCUGCUGUCCCGGCGAGAUUCAGGACUGUGUGAGCUGCAGAUAUCUGUCAGUGUGUCCUGCAGGAGUGUGGCCCGGGCCUGCUGUGAGGGGAAACAGCACACUUCUCUCACAAAGGAAACACAAGUAUUUCCUGCUCCUGGAAACAAAGAUUCUACACGAAGAACCGAUUUGUGUGCAGAAGGUGUGACGAGAUGCUCUCAGCUGUGUGUUGGGAAUGGCUCCUGUGUGUGUCUGAAGGGCUACCACCUUAAAUCUGAUGGUUACACCUGUGAAGAUUAUAAUGAGUGUCUGGCGGGUGUUCAUAGCUGUCGGCUGGGGGAGAGGUGCAUUAACACUGAGGGCUCUUACCGCUGCCAGAGAGAGGCCAGCUGUGGAACCGGCUACGAGCUGACUGACAGCAACACCUGCAAUGAUAUUGAUGAAUGUCUGGUAGGAACACAUAACUGUGGACCUGGGUUCAUGUGCCAGAACACUCCCGGCUCAUUCCGCUGCCAUCCAAAACAGCAGUGUGCCACGGGCUUUUUGCAGGAUGCUGUUGGGAGCUGCAUAGAUAUAAACGAGUGCGUGAGUGAGAACAGCCCGUGCCAGCCCGGGCACUCCUGUAUCAACACAGUGGGCUCUUACACCUGCCAGAAGUUUACAGUGAUCUGUGGACGAGGAUAUCACCUUAAUAAAGAGGGGACACACUGCUUGGAUGUGGAUGAGUGCAGUGGGACACAUGGACCCUGCCACGGCCACGACUGCGUGAACCUCCUGGGUACCUUCCGCUGCGAGUGCCGCUCUGGCUUUACGUUUAACAGCAUUAGCAGAACAUGUGACGAUACUGAUGAGUGCAGAAACUUCCCUGGACGUCUGUGUUCACAUAAAUGUGAGAACACUCCCGGGUCAUUUUACUGCAGCUGCAAUCCUGGAUUUAGGCUGGACCGGGAGGGCAGGAACUGUGAAGAUGUGAACGAAUGCGAGAGCAACCCGUGUAGCCAGGAGUGUGCUAACAUCUACGGGUCCUAUCAGUGCUACUGCCGCCGGGGUUACCAGCUCAGCAAUACGGACGGUGUUACAUGUGAAGAUAUCGAUGAAUGUGCUUUGUCAACUGGGGGCAAAGUUUGCUCCUAUCAUUGUUUUAAUACCCCUGGCAGCUUUCACUGCACCUGCCCUCCAACAGGCUACACACUGUCUCACAACGGACGCAACUGCCUGGAUAUUGAUGAGUGUACAACUGGAACACACACCUGCUCAGCAACCCAAAGCUGCUUUAAUAUACAAGGAGGAUUCCGCUGCCUGUCAUUCGAGUGUCCGCCCAACUACCGGCGGACAGCAGACAGGCGCUGUGAGCGUUUGCCCUGUGAGCCGAAUAGCGAGUGUGUGUCCCUGCCUCUCAGAAUCUCCUUCUACAACCUCACCUUCCCCACCAAUAUCCCCACACCUGCCGCUGUCUUCCGCAUGGGCCCGUCCAGCUCCGUCCCCGGGGAUGACGUCCAGCUAGCUCUUGUGGACGGUGACGUAGAAGGGUGUUUCACGGUUCAGAAGAUGGCUCAUGGUGGGGUGAUCUCUCUGCAGAGGCCGCUGGCCCAGCCCCGGGACUUCUUGCUCACUGUGGAGAUCAGACUGAUUCGCUACGGCACCGUGAGCCUGUUUGUGGCCAAGAUUGCUGUGUUUGUGGUUAAUGAGCAUCCCGGUCUGCCCAGGUCAAUACCUUAAGUAAUGGUCAACAGUAUGGAAGCCUAUUCCCACCACCUAACAUAAAAAAUGUAUUAAAGUGAAUAUUAAGUAAAUUGCUAUCUAAUUUUGAGAUAGCAUGUCAACAUAAUGCCUUACUAUCUCAAGGGAAUGAGAUAGCAUCCAAAAUAACAAGUUAGUAUCUGAAAAUAUUGAGAUAGCCUCUCAAAAAACAAGUUAGUGUCUGACAAUAAUGAGAUAGCAUCUCAAAAUAACAACUUAGUAUCUACAGUAAAUAUAAUGAGAAAGCAUCUCAAAAUAACAACUUAGUAUCUCAAAAUAACUACUUAGUGUCUCAAAAUAUUGAGAUAGUAUCUCAAAAUAACAAGUUAGUAACUCAAACUAUUUAGAUAGCAUCUCAACAUAAUGACACAACAAAUCCCCCCUUAUACUCCAGACAUAGUCUGGCAAAAUGGGUUUGGUUAUUUGUAUGAUGUCUAGCCUUGUAUGACAUGCUGUUAUCUGUAAAAAAAAAAAAAAAAAAAAAAAAAAAAAAAGAUUUUUAGCCACUUAGUACUUUCCCUGUUAGACAAUGGUACAAAGUGUCAGAAACCACGGUAGUAAGCAGUCAUAGACCACAAUUGGGUUAGGUUAAAAAUGUUAAUAUAAAUUAGAUUUUUGGCCUCACUUUGCCUGUUGGAAAAUCCAGGUCUUUAAUGGUUAAAAAGCUGGUCAUCCAGAUGAAAACAUUCCCUGUGCCGGGAAACCAGCACACCAGCAUAGUGUAUGUUGGAUUGUAUACUAUGGGUUGUAUACUAUGACUACAUUAUAUACAGCUGCAUUAUCCAUCUAAGUUCAGUACUAUGUGCUAUUCCUUGUAUCUCAGAUAGUUAUUUGGUUAUAUGCGCUGAUCAGAUUUUUUAUGUAUUUAAAAUUACUAAUUUUAUUUAGAACUAAUGAUAGAGGAUAUUCACAUUACCCUCAUCUACCUCAGGACUUGUUUGGCUUACAUUUCUGCUAAGAAAGUAUUGAAUGAAUGCCAUGUCGGUGAUGU
This is a messenger RNA of Astyanax mexicanus (Mexican tetra), 3106 nucleotides long. Its product is annotated as fibulin-1. The record is from RefSeq and is a predicted model, not a curated record. The transcript has 15 exons. The coding region runs from base 49 to 2094 and encodes 681 amino acids. Gene Ontology annotation, cellular component: extracellular region. Gene Ontology annotation, biological process: extracellular matrix organization. NCBI's taxonomy places the organism in Eukaryota, Metazoa, Chordata, Actinopteri, Characiformes, Acestrorhamphidae. Gene Ontology annotation, molecular function: peptidase activator activity; calcium ion binding.